GCACAGUUCUUUUAUAAUUGUUAAGACCCCUUACCUUUCCCAUUUCUGAUUAGUGCUCACGAUUCAGGAGACCCUUUUCGAAUAUAAUUGUCUAAUGGCAGGGAGUAAAUGAAAGAGAUCAUAUUGUUUGGUUUUGAACUUGAUGGGAAUUCCUUUCAGGGCAAAAAAUCGGAGGGCAGGAACUAAUUGGGGGCCUUGACUGUAUGGUUCAUCGAAACUUCUUUGGCAGUCAGCUUCAAAGCUUUGAGGCGGAGCUUUUGAUUCCCAAAAUUGCGGCUGAAGAAGGAGGUCCUCCAAGUUUUCGUGGGGUUUUUAUUCGCGCUCCAGGAAUCCUUGAAGUAGGUCCAGAAGUAGAAGUUUUGGCAGAUCUUCCCACUCCAUCCCAAAAAGCUGUUAAUUUGAGUCCUAAUGAAAGCGAAGAGGAGAAUGCAGGUUCUGAGAAUAAAGUAAUUGUCGCUGUAAAGCAGGGAAACUUGCUAGCAACUGCUUUUCACCCUGAAUUGACUGCCGAUACUAGAUGGCAUGGUUACUUCUUGAAGAUGGCAGGUGGCAUAAGCGAAGAUGCUUCAAGUAGCAGUAUCUCCCAAUCGACCAAGGAUCAACAUUUUUUAAAGCCACCAAUAUACGACCUUCCUAUUUAUCAACAACAGUGACAAAAGAAAUAACAAUACAAGAUCAGACGAGAAAUUCCUUAAUCUCUUCACUUGUUUUUUAUUUCCGUUAUCAUUAUUUAUGGUGAUGUCUACUUAGGCAGGGUAUUCAAUGUCAGAAAGCCAGUCCAUCGCUACCAAAUUCUUCUACAUUCAAUAAACUUCUUUUGAAGUGGAAGGGCAAUGUUAGUUUUCUAAUAUUUGGUGCAGUGCGUGUGAAGCGCUAUACUGUUCUUUAUUCUCUCUUAGAAAACAGAGGUUUUGCAUUAGCCAGUUCACUCCUUUCUGUUUCUUGGUUAUAAAUUUGAUUAUAAUGAAUUUUUUCUCCUAAACUGAAAGCAGGAGAUUGAGAGCA
Molecule: messenger RNA, 1005 nt
Organism: Olea europaea var. sylvestris
Lineage: Eukaryota; Viridiplantae; Streptophyta; Magnoliopsida; Lamiales; Oleaceae
Product: probable pyridoxal 5'-phosphate synthase subunit PDX2
Exons: 4
Coding region: 204-653 (149 amino acids)
Biological process (GO): pyridoxal 5'-phosphate biosynthetic process; pyridoxine metabolic process
Cellular component (GO): glutaminase complex; cytosol
Molecular function (GO): glutaminase activity
Source: RefSeq, a predicted model, not a curated record